Xiphophorus maculatus (southern platyfish) is the source of this 5757-nucleotide messenger RNA. Its product is annotated as NACHT, LRR and PYD domains-containing protein 3-like. NCBI's taxonomy places the organism in Eukaryota, Metazoa, Chordata, Actinopteri, Cyprinodontiformes, Poeciliidae. Bases 69 to 3032 code for a protein of 987 amino acids. The record is from RefSeq and is a predicted model, not a curated record. Gene Ontology annotation, molecular function: protein binding. The transcript has 8 exons.
UUUAUUUGGCUCAGACUCCAUUUGUGAGCAGAGCAGAAGGAGAACCAAAAAUCUAGACCAGGGUCGAGAUGUGUGAGGAGGAAAAACUUGCUGGCAUCCUGGAUGAUAUAGCUGAUCAUGAAUUUGAUAACUUCAAAUGGCACCUAAAGAGAGAGAUCUGGAAUGGCAUAGAUCCCAUCAAAACCUCCAAGCUGGAGAGGGCGGAGAGGCUCGACAUCGUGGACCUAAUGGUGCAGAAAUACCAGGUUGCUGGAGCUGUAACAGUUACAAGGAUUAUUAUGGAGAAGAUCAAAAGAAAUGACCUGGUGAAGAAGCUCAGUGAACCAAGUCCUGAAGCUCCAGUUGAAGAUUUUGCUGAUCGGUGUCAACAUGACCACAAAGAAUAUCUGAAGAAGACAUUGCAAUGUCUCCGUGAAGGCAUUGCAGAAGCUGGAAAAAAAACCUUUCUAAAUGAUAUCUACACAGAGCUCUACAUCUUGGAUGGAGGAAUUGGACAGGUUAAUAAUGAACAUGAAGUCAGACAGAUUGAAACAGCAACCAGCAAACCAGGCAAAACAAUACAACUAAAAGACAUCUUUAAACCCCAACCUGAAACAAACGAAUCAAUUAAAACAGUGAUGACAAAGGGAGUAGCCGGCAUUGGGAAAACAGUCUUAACACAGAAGUUCACUCUGGACUGGGCUGCAGACCAAACCAGCCAGAACAUCCAGUUCAUAUUUCCAUUCACUUUCAGAGAACUGAACACAAUGAAAGAGAAAAGGUUCAGUUUGGUGGAACUAAUUCAUAAAUUCUUUAUUAAAACCAGAGAUGUCUGUUGCUUUGAGCAGUUCCAGGUUCUGUUUAUCUUUGAUGGUCUGGAUGAGAGUCGACUUCCUCUGGACUUCUACAACAAAGAGAUCCUGACUGAUGCUACAGAGUCCACCUCAGUGGAUGUUCUGCUGAUAAACCUCAUUAGGGGAAAACUGCUUCCCUCUGCUCUCCUCUGGAUAACCACACGACCUGCAGCAGCCAAUCAGAUCCCUCCUGAGUUUAUUGACAUGGUCAUAGAGGUCAAGGGGUUCACCGACUCACAGAAGGAGGAGUACUUCAGGAAGAAAUUCAGAGAUGAUGAGGAGAAGGCCAACAGGAUAAUAUCACACAUAACAGCAUCCCGAAGCCUUCACAUUAUGUGCCACAUCCCAGUCUUCUGCUGGAUCACUGCUGAUGUACUGGAGGAUGAGUUGAAGAACAAAGAAGGAGGAGAGCUGCCCAUGACCCUUACUGAGAUGUACAUCAAGUUCUUGGUAGUUCAGAUCAAAAUCAAGAAGAAAAAGUAUGAUGGAGGAGCAGAACAAGAUCCAGACAUCAGUAAGAUGGUUCAGUCUCUGGGAAAACUGGCUUUGGACCAGCUGCUAAAUGGAAACCUCAUCUUCUAUAAAUCAGACCUCCAAGACUGUGGCGUAGAGAUGAAAGAUGUUUCUUUCUCAGGAGUGUUCACUGAGAUCUUUAAAGAGGAGACGGGGAUAGGCGAAACCUCUGUCUACUCCUUUGUUCAUCUGAGCCUCCAGGAGUUUCUGGCUGCAGUCUACAUGCUCCACAGUUUCACCACAAGGAAUACAGAGGCAAUGAUGAUGUUCCUGGAAGAAGAUGACCACUCAUCUUUGUAUUACUUCUUCACGUUUUUCAUGAACCUGUCCAAGAAAACAGACCAUGGCUACUCACUGGAUGAGUUCCUGAAGAAAGUCAUGGAGAAAUCCCUCAGCAGUGAAAAUGGCCACCUGGACCUGUUUGUUCGCUUCCUUCAUGGCCUCUCUGUGGAGUCCAACCAAAGACUCUUAAGAGGCCUGAUGGGUCAGACAGAGAACAGUCCAGAAACAAUCCACAGAAUCACCGACAAUCUGAAGAAGAUGAACACUGAUGAUAUCUCUCCUGAUAGAAGCAUCAACAUCUUUUACUGUUUGAUGGAGAUGAAUGACCUCUCAUUUUGUAAGGAGAUUCAACAGCUCCUGGAGUCAGGGAAGAAACUCUCAGAGGUCCAAUGCUCAGCUCUUGCCUACAUGCUGCAGAUGUCAGAGGAGGUUCUUGAUGAGUUGGACCCAGAGAAGUACAACACAACAGCAGGUGGACGACAGAGACUGGUUCCAGCUGUGACAAAUUGCAGGAAAGCUGUACUUGGUGGCUGUUGGCUCUCAGAGACUGAAUGUGAAGUUGUGGCCUCAGCUCUGCAGUCCAAACCCUGCCAUUUGACUGAACUGGAAAUAAGUCAGUUCUGCAAACUGAAAGACUCUGGAAUGAAGCAUCUGUGUGCGAUCCUGGAGACUUCAGUCAGCAUAGUGAAGAGUUUGAGGUUGGAGAGCUGCUGUUUGUCAGAGACCAGCUGGUCUUCUCUGUUCUCAGCGCUGAAGUCCAACCCCUCCCAUCUGACAGAACUGAACCUGAGUGGCAACCAAGACCUGAAAGAUUCUGGAGUGAAGGAGCUCUGUGGUUUCCUACAUACGCCUCUCUGCAAAAUACAAAAACUGAGAUUGCAAGACUGCGACUUGACAGAGGUCAGUUGUGCUUCCCUGGUCUCAGCUCUGAAGUCCAACCCCUCCCAUCUGACAGAACUGAACCUGAGCCUCAACUAUGGCCUGAAAGAUGCCGGAGUGAAGGAGCUUUGUGGUUUUCUUCAGACUCCUUUCUGCAAAAUACAGAUAUUGAGAUUGAGCAGCUGCAGUUUGUCAGAGAUCAGCUGUGCUUCUCUGGCCUCAGCUCUGAAGUCCAACCCGACCCAUCUGACAGAACUGAACCUAAACUACAACAAACAUCUCAAAGAUGCUGGAGUCCAAGAGCUCUGUGGUUUCCUACAGAGUCCUGACUGCAAAAUACAAAAACUCAGUUUGGUGAACUGCAAGCUGUCAGAGAUCAGCUGCGCUUCUCUGGCCUCGGCUCUGAAGUCCAACCCCUCCCAUCUGAAACGACUGGACUUGCUUUCGAACAAACUGAAGAGGUCAGAUGUUCAGCAGCUGAAGGAUCUCGUAAAAACUGUAAGGUCAGUAUAUGGUUGUGAGUGAGUCCGGCUACGGUCAGCAGUACUGAAAUUAUCCCAGUUCAAAGCAUCAAAGCAAAGCUCUAGUGUUUCCAGUAAAGCUGGAGCUUCAGGAGAAUAUCAACAAGCUUCCUGAUUGGACACACGGGCAACGAGAUAGAAUCUUGUUGUGUUCCUGUUUCCAGGGAUUCAAGCUUGAUUCCAGCUCCCAGUUUUUCAGUACGUCUUGAGACAGUGCUCUUAAUUGUUCAACCUGUGGCAGCAUCUUAGAUCUGAUCUAAGACUGUUUGUUCUCUGAGUUCAAAAGAAAAGGAAAAAAACUGAUCAGCUUCAUCUUUGUCACUGCUCUGAGAUCAGUCUAACUGCAGCCUGGAAAUCACUGGCUCUUAUUUCACAGUCAUUACAUUUAGUCACCAGGUGGUCUUUCUGCUGAAGUCCACUCGUCACAGCAGGACAUUUGUCCUUCUGUCCUUAGUUUCAUCCAGAUGUGUUCAGGGACAGCCUCCAUGUUUAUUAGUCGGCUGAUGUUUCAAUGACUUGAUGAGGUGUUCGCCAGCAGCAGAUAGUUUGUGUGUUUUGAAUGGAGCAGCAGGAAAUCCGUCACCAAAGUGUUUGUGAAGCAACGAAGGCUACGUGAACCUCAGCGGUUUAUUUCCUCUGUUUACUUGAAUGGAGCCUUCCGAGGAUACUAAGUGUGUGUGAGCUUGGAGUUCAUCGUGUUCACUCCAGCAUGAUAGGAUGAGAGCUGGAGGUAAGAUGUCCCUCCUGCUCUUUCCAUUGGAUGUGCUGCAUCAGUGACUGUCAGUCGAGGCUGGCAGCGCUCACUGAUCUCCUCUGUCGCUCCUCUCUUCUCUCUGCAGGGCGUAGUGAGAGAGAGAAGCAUCGUUGUGUCCUGAUGACUCUCCUGAUGACCUGCUUGAAGAUGCGGUUGAAAAGAGAUUCACGAUGAUGAACUUUGAGAUGAAAGAUUUUUUUUUAUCCUGUUUAUUUUCUCAUGUCUGUUGUUAAAGUUUCAAAAAUAUAAGAAGACGUGGGUCGGCUGAUUCCCUCUCCAUACGUUUCAGGACUGAAAAACUGGGAAAAGACCAUGUUCUAACAUUCAGCUCUUAAUUAUAUAUUUACUUAGUUAUAUGCCUUAGUUAUCAAACAAGAUAAACAUAGUGUGUUAGUUCCAUAGUUGUUGCUUGCUUUAUUGUUGACACCAUAAUCCAUGGUUUUACCUAAGUGGUGGGUGUCUGAAAUAGAUACUUCAUUGAUACAUCUUAUAAAUGUACAUUGUUCUGAACAAUAUGCAGUUGGGGAAACUUUCUGCUUGGGUCAGGUAGAUAAGCUCAGCAGAUAUCUGCUGCAGUCUCACCCAGCUGGUUGUAUUUAUCUAAACCACUGAGUCACAGCUGAUUUUCCACAUGCUCCUUUUCCCCCCCUAUUUUUCUACCUUAACACUGUCAUUUAGUGUCUGAUAUUUAGUGAUGCGUUUUCUGUGCCGAAGCUUCGGAGCGCGUAUCGAGACUUGUGUUGCAGCAGCUGGCGGUGAAGUUUGAAGCGUCGUAUUCGGGGCAUACCAAGCGACCUAUUCAAGAAUUGCUUCACCAGUUUGCUUGUGCAUAAAAAAAAAAGAAAAAAAGGCAAAAUGCUGCUUUUUCACCCGUCACAUUUUCUUAUUUUAGGAUUUUUAUUGUGUGUGCGUUUGCAAUUAAUUUGAGCGCCUUUUUUGCGAUGCACCCCUAGGGCUGAAAUGAUUCCUCGAAUGACUCGAGUUCCUCAAUUAGAAAAAUUCCUCGAGGUAAAAUGUAUCUGCCUCGAAGCUUUGUUAAAGUAUGUUUUAUUAUGUAGCGCCCCGUGUUCCGGCCGGGUCGUUAUUUGUGUCGGGCAGCGCUCUCACUUCUGCCUAUGAGUUGUUGCUAAGUGCUAGCGGCAUGACGUCAGAUUUUCCGGGUUUUUAUCGUUUUCUGUGGGACCAAUAAGCAUUUUUAAAAAUUGACUGGCACCUUUCUCCUCCCGUAACUCCAUGUUUUGAGAGAGAGGGAUUUUUCCACAGUAUUCUAUUAAUAACAAUAAUCGCUAGAGUACUCAAUUACUAAAAUAUUCCAGUCCUCGGACCCUCUCCUAAGGUUCACACAUAGUAAUAAUAAAUCAUUACUUGUCAAAAAAAAAAAAAACAAAUAACAACACUGAGGAACCUGUAUUCUAAUUUCCUUCUUAUUUCUGAUGGUUUCAAAUGUGAAGGUGUCGUGGACAAAUGAGCUGUAAUGUGUGUUUGACUACUGACAUCUGCGCCCUGUGAGCCUGAGCACAGUAAAGGUUUUUGUUUUUAAGUUGUAAAUAAAUAAGCUCCCAAAGUUUGCAACAAGCUUGGGAGUUACAAUCCUUUCCUCCAUUGUUUUAUAUAAACAGAUUAAGUCUAUAAUCAUAAUUUAGGUAUUAGUAUCACAAACAUGAUUUACUUCUUUAUUCAUGUCAGGCUUCACGCAUCACGUCGUUUAACAUGUAUUGUUCACUUGAUGUUGCGGUGGAGCGAAUGAGCGUCGGCUCUUGAGUCCAACAGUUGGAUGAAACGCCUCAGUGCUUCACGAAGCUUCAUCUCGCCAUGACUGCUGACAUUGUGUUUCUUUGGAUCAAUGAAGAUUCAAUUCAAAAUCAGCUCCACUUAGUGGCUUCAUGAGUUUUGAUCUGAACUUGAUUCGACUGGAAAGUUUCUCUCUGAUUGAUUUUCAACUGAAACAUGUGAAAUAAAACUCGAUUCAACGGUU